Messenger RNA from Botrytis cinerea B05.10, 892 nucleotides. RefSeq lists its product as hypothetical. NCBI's taxonomy places the organism in Eukaryota, Fungi, Ascomycota, Leotiomycetes, Helotiales, Sclerotiniaceae. Gene Ontology annotation, molecular function: phospholipid binding; peptidase inhibitor activity. The record is from RefSeq and is a predicted model, not a curated record. Bases 72 to 695 code for a protein of 207 amino acids. The transcript is spliced from 2 exons. Gene Ontology annotation, biological process: regulation of Ras protein signal transduction; regulation of proteolysis.
AACUCAGUCAUUCUCUUAAUUUCUCAAUUACCAUUACUUUGAUUCAACCUAAAACGUAAACUACCAUUAAAAUGCUCUGUAUAGUUUCUGUACUCACUGUUGCGCUCGCUGGCGGGGCAUCAGCUUUCACACCACCUGGGUUUGAACCAUCUUCAACUAAUGAUCUCACUGUCGCAUAUGGCUCUAAGCUUGCAACAAAUGGAAUCCAAAUGUUACGAGCCGACACGGCCUAUGCUCCUAUUCUUGGUACAGCCACAAAAAUGAGCGGUACCUACGCAGUAAUGAUGGUUGAUCCCGAUAUUCCACCCGCAAAAGUGGGAGGUGAUACAUCACAAUUUCUUCACUGGAUGCAAGCCGAUCUCACGUCGUCGAAUACCACGACGACUAUCGGAGGUCAAAAAAUCUACGAACUGAUCAACGUAAAGAACACAUCUGCAUUCGCUACAUAUCUACAGCCAAAUCCUCCAGACAUUGCGCCAACUACUCAUAGAUAUACUCAACUACUAUUUAAUACGACAGGUAUGAACAUGAGUCUAGCUUCACUUCAAACAGCCGGAAAAACUAGAGGAAAUUUCAAUGCUACAAAUGUAGUUAAAAGCGCAAAGCUGACAGUUUUGAUGGGGAACUCAUUCGAUGUUUCAUUUGGAGAUAAAGCGAUAAAUAAUACAGGAGCUUCAACAGGAAGUUCUACAUAGGCUUCCACUUUGACUACCUCAAGAAGUAUUUCAGCCUCGAAUUCGAACUUCACCUCGACUAUCACUAGGCUUCAACAAAGUACUGAUGGGGCAGCUGUGCUUAGAAACGAAGGUCGAGUGCUAUUCGCAGGAUUGGGGGCCGUGGUUCCAACUGGUACGUUGAUAUGAAUAAUUAGAUGGCAAGAUAACACAUUGCA